UCUUAUUUGGUUGUUAUAUGAGCAGGGCUCACUGUGUUUGGGUUCCCAUACUGACCGUCUAUAUCCACGCAGUACUAGCGUAUGUUGGUACGAUUGGCUGCCUCGCCUCUUAUACAUUAUUCUCACAGCAGCCUCCGAAAGACAUAGAACAGAAUGUUUAUUUUGCAGGCAGUGCACGUUAUCAUUGUAUGAUGUGAUGAUUGCCAGCUGCCAUGAGCGGGAGGCAUGGCACGUGACUGGGAGGAGCGUGACUUUGCCUGGCUUUGUCUG
Molecule: messenger RNA, 270 nt
Organism: Aspergillus brunneoviolaceus CBS 621.78
Lineage: Eukaryota; Fungi; Ascomycota; Eurotiomycetes; Eurotiales; Aspergillaceae
Exons: 3
Source: RefSeq, a predicted model, not a curated record